Cucurbita moschata (crookneck pumpkin) is the source of this 834-nucleotide messenger RNA. RefSeq names its product alpha carbonic anhydrase 8-like. The transcript is spliced from 2 exons. The record is from RefSeq and is a predicted model, not a curated record. Lineage: Eukaryota; Viridiplantae; Streptophyta; Magnoliopsida; Cucurbitales; Cucurbitaceae. Gene Ontology annotation, molecular function: electron transfer activity. The coding region runs from base 1 to 744 and encodes 247 amino acids.
AUGCCUUCAAUAUCUUCAAAACUACUCAUUCUCUUCAUUUGGGCAUGCCUCUCAACUCUAUCCUCUGCCAAUCAGCCUUGGUUUUGGGCACAUAAUUGCUCUUCCCCUUUCAACCCUACCCACCACCCGUCUCCGCCACCACCUACAUCACCAACCUCUCGAACACCGCCAUCACAAUCCCUACCACCAUCACCACCAAGAUCACGACGUCCUCGAACACCACCAUCACAACAAAUGCCAUCACCACCACCACCAUCACCACAACUGCCGCCGCCACCACCACCACCACGUUCACAACGUCCUCGAACACCACCACGUUCACGAGGUCCUCGCACACCACCAUCACAACAAUCAUCGCCUCCACCACCACCACCAACCCCACCAUCCCGAAAGAUCAUAGUAGGUGGCUCAGAGCAUUGGCAUCUCGGCUUCGACUAUAAUGAUUGGGCACUUAAGAACGGUCCCUUCCAUAUAAAUGACAUCCUAGUAUUCAAAUACGAUCCUCCAAACAGUACAACUCCGGCUCACAGUGUCUAUCAGCUCCCAAACAUGAGAAGCUUCGUCAACUGUGAUUUGGGAAAGGCCAAAAUGCUUGCAAAUUCAACACAAGGAAGUACUGAAAAUGGCUUUGAAUUUCAGCUCAAACACCAAAAUCCUUACUACUUUGCUUGUGGAGAAGCCAAUGGCUUCCAUUGCCAAACUGGAUCCAUGAAGUUCACCCUAACACCCAUACUUCAAGGUUGAUAUUACAACGUUGAGCUAAACUUAGUCAAUACGGUCAAAUAAGAUUUCCCAAUCGGAGAAGAUGUAUGUGGUCGAUCUCCCUUUUUUUUU